CUGACUGGUUCUUCUGAUGUUCACACAGGAGAUCAUGUUGAGACAUUCUCUACAUCCAGAGAGCAACAGCAGGGAGAUCACAGAGCUAAGAGGUCUCACCACUGCCCACAUUGUGAGGAGAUUUUCCCAAUUCUAUCAAAGCUAUCUGUAUUUCUGCACUGACUGUGGGAAGAGAUUCACAACAUCAGGGGUUCUGACAAUUCAUCAGAGAAUGCACACAGGAGAGAAGCCUUACUCUUGCUCUGACUGUGGAAAAUGCUUCACAACAUCAACUUUUCUAAAAGUUCACCAGAGAACACACACUGGAGAAAAGCCUUACACCUGCUCUGACUGUAGAAAGAGUUUCUCUAACUCGAGCUACCUAAAACAACAUGGACGUAUACACACAGGAGAGAAGGCUUACUCCUGCUCUGACUGUGGGGCGAAUUUCUCUCAACUGGUUCACUUAAAAAGUCACCAAGGUAUACAUAAAGGAGAGAAGCCUUACUCCUGCUCUGACUGUAUGAAGAGCUUCUCUCAACUGGGCUACUUAAAAUGUCACCAAGGUAUACAUAAAGGAGAGAAGCCUUACUCCUGCUCUGACUGUAGAAAGAGUUUCUCUAACUCGAGCUACCUAAAACAACAUGGACGUAUACACACAGGAGAGAAGCCUUACCCCUGCUCUGACUGUGGGAAAUGCUUCAUAACAUCAACUGUUCUAAAAGUUCACCGGAGAACACACACUGGAGAAAGGCCUUACUUCUGCUCUGACUGUAGGGCGAGUUUCUCUCAAUCGAGCCACCUAAAACAACAUGAACGUAUACACACAGGAGAGAAGCCUUACUCCUGCUCUGACUGUGGAAAAUGCUUCAUAACAUCAUCUGAGCUAAAAGUUCAUCAAAGAACACACACAGGAGAGAAGCCUUUCUUCUGCUCUUACUGUGGCAACACAUUCACAACAUCACAUUCUCUGACAGUUCAUCAGAGAGUGCACACAGGAGAGAAGCCUUACUCCUGCUCUGACUGUGGGGGGAGAUUCUCUCGACAGAGCCACUUAAAAAGACACCAACAUAUACACACAGGAGAGAAGCCUUACUCUUGCUCUGACUGUGGAAAAUGCUUCACAACAUCAUCUGACCUAACAGUUCACCAGAGAACACACACAGGAGAGAAGCCUUUUUCCUGCUCUGACUGUGGGGGGAGAUUCUCUCAACUGAGCAGUUUAAAAAAACACCAACAUAUACACACAGGAGUGAAGCCUUACUUCUGCUCUGACUGUGGAAAGAAUUUCUCCCUAUUGGAUUCCUUAAAAGCACAUGCACGAAUACAUACAGGAGAGAAGCCUUACUCUUGCUCUGACUGUGGGAAGAGGUUCUCUCAACGGAGCAACUUAAAAAUACACCAACGUUUACAUACAGGAGAAAAGCCUUAUUCCUGCUCGGACUGUGAAAAGAGUUUCUCCCAAUUGGAUAAGUUAAAUAGUCACCAGCGAAUACAUACAGGAGAGAAGCCUUACUUCUGCUCUGACUGUGGGACUUGUUUCAGCCAAAUUGAUACAUUAAAAUGUCACCAGCGUAUACAUACAGGAGAGAAGCCUUACUCUUGCUCUGACUGUGGGCAGAGUUUCUCUCAACACAGCAGCUUAAAGAAACACCAACGAAUACACACAGGAGAGAAGCCUUACUCCUGCUCUGAAUGUGGGACGAGUUUCUCUCUACAGGACAGCUUGAAAUCACACCAACGUAUACACACAGGAGAGAAGCCUUACUUCUGCUCUGACUGUGGAAAGAAUUUCUCUCGACACAGCAGCUUAAAGAAACACCAACGUAUACACACAGGAGAGAAGCCUUACUCCUGCUUUGAAUGUGGAAAGAGUUUUACAACAUCAAGUGCUCUGACAGUUCAUCAGAGAGUGCACACAGGAGAGAAGCCAUACUCCUGCUCUGGCUGUGGGGGAAGUUACUCUCGACUGGGAAACUUAGAAACACACCAUCGUACACAUACGGGAGAGAAGCCUUACUCUUGUUCUGACUGUGGUAAAUGCUUCACAACAUCAAGUGCUCUAACAGUUCAUCAGAAAACACACACAGGAGAGAAGCACACCAACAGAUACACACAAGCCAAGACUUUUGCAUAUUAAAAUCUUACGUUUUCAGGGGAUUGACAAUGGACCCGUUUUAAAGUAUCCUUUUUUGGUAACAGUUCUCUCAGACCAGCUAAGAUUAAAGUCACUCCAUCACUUAAUUCUCAUUAAAGAAGUGGUAAGUGAAUUGGAUCAAAUGAAGAAAGUGUAGAACACUACUGUAAUCCUAUUGUUUCUCACUGUGAGAGAACUGUGCAGAGGAAAAGGAGCAUUACAGAAUGUUAGCCUCUCUUUACUGAUCAGUGUGCAGCUUGUCAGUUUUUGUGUGUUUUGUUAGCUUCUACUGCAAAGAUAUUGAGAUGUCCUUGGAUUGGCCCUUAGUGUUGAAUAUCCUCUUAGGUUUCUCUUGUUGAAACAAUGUAGUCUGAUGGUUGACUGGAUGGUACUGCUUCCCUCUGUAGUUUUCUGUGUGAAUGAGCAAGUAGACACAGCAUGUGUGUGAUGAUCAGUUUUCAGCAUAUAUAUAUUAUAUACAAAUAAUGUCAAUAGAAAAACAAGUAAAAAUAAAUUAAAUGCAGCUAGUUGGCUGUUAUUCUAGCUACACGGUUUCACGUGACUGUUAGCCGUAGUUGGCUAGCUAGCGAUCAAGCAAGGGAUAAGAAACGACUUGGUCGCAUCCGUAGAUACAGAAUAAAAAUACUUUGACUGGAUCGAGUCUCUGGCAACCUAUCCAAUAGAAUGAACGGACAUCUUUUCUCAGCCAAUCAAAAUCAUGAAUCAGCGUGAUUUUUAUGGAUAUAUACAAAGAAAUGUUGAUAGAAAAACAGGUAAAACGACAUGAAAUGCAGCUAGUUUGCUGUGUUACCAGCGUCAGUUUGAAAUGAUUGUGUUUGCUGUGUAGAUGGCUAGCUUCUCUGAACAGUGUCCUGACUAGCUUCUCUGAACAGUGUCCUGACCAGAGAGCACAUUUUCUAUGCCAUGUGAAAUCCAAAACAGCUUAAACAAAUGCAGAUGCAGCUACUUUGCUGUUAUUCCAGCUGCACUGUUUGACCUGUUUUUUAAAAAUUUAAUUGGUAACCCAUUGUAUAAAAGCAAAUGUUCACUAGAGGUUCUGGACAACUUUAAAAAAAAAAUUAAUUUUAAUUUUUUUUAAGCACGGCUGUGCUGGUCUACGGUACUCUUACCUAUGACCGCAGCACAGCCGUGCUAAAAAAUUGUUUUAGUAUAGUCUGUGAUGUGCCAUCUGUAAAUACGAAUACAUUUGUUUAAAUUACGAGCCUAGUUGGUACUUCUGCAUAAGUGUUGCUCUCCACUUUUCUGGAGGACCGAGUUUGAAAUCAGUGGAAUUAGAGUAUGUUAGCUAAGGAGAUGGAGAAAACCCAUGUCUCUGGAUUACAUCUUCAAACUAAGGGCAAACA
This is a messenger RNA of Salmo salar (Atlantic salmon), 3480 nucleotides long. RefSeq lists its product as uncharacterized. Gene Ontology annotation, molecular function: RNA polymerase II cis-regulatory region sequence-specific DNA binding; DNA-binding transcription activator activity, RNA polymerase II-specific. The record is from RefSeq and is a predicted model, not a curated record. Gene Ontology annotation, biological process: regulation of transcription by RNA polymerase II. Gene Ontology annotation, cellular component: nucleus. Lineage: Eukaryota; Metazoa; Chordata; Actinopteri; Salmoniformes; Salmonidae.